CCUUCCUCCGAGAUUGGUUUGUUCAGGGGAGGGAGGGCCCCCAUCUUCUGCCAAACCCGGGAAAUAACCUGGCCAAGUUUAGUCGCUCGCUGGGGCCGCUCCGGGAAGGUCCCGGCGGGUGAUACACUGCCAAGCCUCCUUCCGUUUCCCGGCAAGUCCGGCCGGGUGGAGAGAAGAGCAGCCCCAACAGGCGGUGGGCGGAAUGCCGAACUUCAGUUUGAAGGGGGUCAGGAGCUAAAGGGGUUAAAACCGACGCCCCCACUUCCCGCCUCCCUCAGACGUCCACCCAGCUGGCCAUGGGCAGCCGCGACCACCUGUUCAAAGUGCUGGUGGUGGGGGACGCCGCAGUGGGCAAGACGUCCUUGGUGCAAAGAUACUCUCAGGACAGCUUCAGCAAACACUACAAGUCCACGGUGGGAGUGGACUUCGCUCUGAAGGUUCUCCAGUGGUCUGACUCAGAGAUGGUGAGGCUCCAGCUGUGGGAUAUUGCAGGACAGGAGCGCUUCACGUCCAUGACACGACUAUACUACCGGGAUGCCUCUGCCUGUGUUAUUAUGUUUGAUGUUACCAAUGCCACUACCUUCAGCAACAGCCAGAAAUGGAAACAGGACCUGGACAGCAAGCUCACGCUGCCCAAUGGGAAGCCUGUGCCCUGCCUGCUCUUGGCCAACAAGUGUGAUCUGUCCCCUUGGGCAGUUAGCCGAGACCAGGUUGACCGGUUCAGUAAGGAGAACGGUUUCAUAGGAUGGACAGAAACAUCGGUCAAGGAGAACAAAAAUAUUAAUGAGGCCAUGAGAGUCCUCAUCGAAAAGAUGAUGAGCAAUUUCAGAGAAGAUGUGUCUUUGUCCACCCAAGGGGACUAUAUCAACCUACAAACCAAACCCUCCUCCAGUUGGGGCUGCUGCUAGGAGUGUUCUGCAUGCUUUGCCUCCCAGUUCUAACCCCUUCCCUUUGGUUGCCCACUCAGCAAUUUAAUUAAGUACAUUUGAACUGUCUCCUGCUGACUGGCCAGUAAGAAGGGCUAUCAUCACCAAGAAGUGACACCGGAGGCCCAGGUGCAUUUCUGCAUCUCCCUCAACUUGGUUCUCACUUGCUGCUGGCUUACAUGGCCCAGGUAGUGCCUCUUGUACAAGGUCAUCUCGUCACUCAGUUUGUGAUCUGGGGCUUUGUGGGAAGGAUUAGAAAUCAGUAUCUGUGUCUUAAGAAUCAUAAUUAUCAGCUGCCUUUGAGCUUAUAUUUCCAUGUGAUGUAUGUUGAGAUAGCAAUCUGAUAUGACUUCAGAUUGAGAGGAAAAUGAAAUCAAGGGUCAUUUCCCAAAUUCCUUGCAGGUCAGGCUUUCAGAUUCUGUCUUGGAAUUUGAAUUUACUGUAACUAUCUGAUUUUGAGAUGCAGAAGGAGUGGAACUGGAUGUCUUUGAGUUUUGGGCUACUUGGAAGUGACUCAGAAGUCACUGUAUUUUUUAAACUUCUGAAGUCAUAAUUACCAUGUUUUUUGGACCAUAAGAUGCACCUAGGUUUUAGAGGAGGAAUAUAGGGAAAAAAUUUUUGAAGCAAAAUAUGUAAAAUAUUUAAUAACAAUAUUUCACCAAUAUAAAUGUAAACAGAACUCAACAGCAACAUUAACAACUAUUAUUCCUCCCAAAUUUGGGGCGGGCAGGGAAGGGGGCAUGCGUCUUAUAGUCCAAAAAUACGGUAGCUUUCUCUUGUCACUUACUCUGGCCAGGUGACUCAGUUGUUUGGAGAAUCGUCCUAUGUACACACACACACACACACACAAAAUGUUGUAGGUUCAAUCCCUGGUCGGGGCACAUACCUAGGACCUAGGAUGCAGGUUUGAGCACUAGUUGGGCACAUAUGGGAGGCAACCAGUCGAUCUCCCUCUCUCCAAAUCAAUAAACAUAUCCUCAGGUGAGGGCAAAAAAAGAAUAGUCAAGCUUUUCACUAUUUUGUAUGAUGAGAGAUUUUCUUUCCACAGAGAAAUUACUUCUCACAUCAGGGUCUAAUUGUCCCCGUAGUGUAGGGUAGGGGCAGGGUUUGCAGGUUCCUGGGUUGAUGUCCUGAUGCAUAACACUGCCAGUGGAGCCGGUUGCCUGUUUCUUGCAGCUCUGAGGUUGCGAAUGGAAGAAGAGGGAGAGGUUUACUAGAACAAAACCCUGUGGGGCAACUUGCGUAGGAGCAGUCUGGGUGACUAGCACUUAACAGCCAGAGGAAAUGAAUGUUAUGUACAGACUUUUGUCUGGGGAUGGGAGUAGGUAGAAAAUCAUUAGCUAAUUUAACUGCUAAAUCAGCUAGGGUUUUAAGAUUUCUGGGCCCAGCCUCAAACUUACUGAAUGAACAUUUCUGGGGGUGAAGCCUUGGAAUUUGCUAUUUUUCCAAGUUUCCCAGGUGACUUUGAUCAGUCUGGUCUGAAAGCAAACCAAGCUGGAGAACUUGGUACCAAGUUGCAGAGACCCAGGCCUUUCCUGUUAGUUCUCCAGGUGAUUCUGAUGCACACCAGACUUUAAAAACCACUGUCUUAAGGGAGAGAUUAGAAGCCAAAUAUCAGAAAAAGAAUGAGAGCCAAGCCUUCAGUAGUUUGUUUAUUUUUGUUUGUUUUUAAUGCCAAUUAUUAUAACUUCUGCACAACUUUUGAGACCUCGAAGUUCUCUUUUGUAUUACCCUUUUCAGGAAGAAUUUUUAUUACAACGAUUCUGAAGAUAAUAGUGGAUUAACAUUCACUUUAUAUGAGAGGAAAAUUGGUUUUUAUGCACUGGUACAAACCCCUGAAAUAUCAUAAAUAAAUGGGAAAUAAAUCUUG
Molecule: messenger RNA, 2796 nt
Organism: Artibeus jamaicensis (Jamaican fruit-eating bat)
Lineage: Eukaryota; Metazoa; Chordata; Mammalia; Chiroptera; Phyllostomidae
Gene: RAB29
Product: RAB29, member RAS oncogene family
Exons: 6
Coding region: 297-908 (203 amino acids)
Biological process (GO): vesicle-mediated transport
Cellular component (GO): trans-Golgi network; vesicle; Golgi apparatus
Molecular function (GO): GTP binding; GTPase activity
Source: RefSeq, a predicted model, not a curated record